This is a messenger RNA of Mangifera indica (mango), 1873 nucleotides long. Its product is annotated as chaperone protein dnaJ GFA2, mitochondrial-like. Gene Ontology annotation, biological process: response to heat; protein refolding. Gene Ontology annotation, molecular function: heat shock protein binding; ATP binding. NCBI's taxonomy places the organism in Eukaryota, Viridiplantae, Streptophyta, Magnoliopsida, Sapindales, Anacardiaceae. Bases 331 to 1662 code for a protein of 443 amino acids. Gene Ontology annotation, cellular component: cytoplasm. The record is from RefSeq and is a predicted model, not a curated record. The transcript has 18 exons.
CGACUUUCACUUGAGAUUGGAGAAGAAGAUGGGUGAUCGUAGUCUAUGUGCUACUUUCAGAUUUUACUGGGUUUCACAGUAAUAUAUCAAACCUCAGGGACCAAAAGGAAUUCUGGCCAGGCCCCUAUACUUAACAGACCAACUCUACAGAGAUUAGGAGUUCUCUCUCCAACUCGAUUGGUAGGGUUUUCUUUCUCAAAUUAAAAAUUAGAAAUAAUAUUAUAUAAUAGAACUUUCUCUUUCUCCGCGAAACAAAGCUAGGGUUUUUCUGGGGUUUAUUCUGAAAAAUCUAACACCCACGUGGAGAGCAGGUUCCAGAUACUCUCACAGAUGGUUCGAAUUAGACUUCUUCACUCUUUCUCUCGGAGACUUUCUGAAGAUUCUCGAAAUUCAGUAUUGAGGACCGUAAUUGGAGGAAGUCACAGGAGCUUCAAUGCGGGUGCUCGCGACCCAGUUUGGGUUACAGGAAAUUGUGCUUUUAAAAACGUUAAUAAUCAUAGAAACUGCUUUCUGUUUGGUCUUGCGAAUAGCAAUUUGGGUGCGACGAGGUCAAUCCAUGGGACUGCUUCCAUGUCAGCAAGAGAUUAUUAUGAUAUACUUGGUGUGAGAAAGAAUGCAACUGCAUCUGAGAUAAAGAAAGCUUACUAUGGGCUAGCAAAGAAGCUGCAUCCAGAUACAAACAAAGAUGAUCCAGAAGCUGAAAAGAAGUUCCAAGAAGUUUCAAAGGCAUACGAGGUUUUGAAAGAUGAGGAGAAGCGCAACAUUUAUGAUCAGGUUGGCCAUGAAGCAUUUGUGCACCAAGAAACCAAUGGUGGUCCAGGGCAUGAUGGUGGUUUUGGAAAUCCAUUCCAGGAUAUCUUCAAUAUGGAGAAUAUCUUCAACAUGAAAGAUUUUUUCAGAAACAGAAUGAGUGGCCAAGAUGUCAAGGUUGCAGUUGAGCUGUCCUUCAUGGAAGCUGUUCAGGGGUGUUCCAAAACCAUCACAUUUCAAACAGAGUUGCCUUGUGAAGCUUGUGCUGGUGAAGGUGUCCCUCCUGGAGUUAAACCUGAAAAAUGUAGGAAGUGUAAGGGUUCAGGCAUGGAGUUUAUACAGAAUGGCUUUAUUAGCAUUAAUCAAACUUGUCGACAGUGUGGCGGAAGGGGUCAAGUUGUAACAAGCUUAUGCAAAGCAUGCAAAGGAGCUAGAGUGGUGAAAGGAUCAAAGACGGUGAAAUUAGAUAUUAUGCCUGGAGUUGACAACAAUGAAACUUUAAAGGUCUUCAGAAGUGGUGGAACCGAUCCUGAUGGAAAUCAACCUGGGGAUCUAUUUGUUACCAUCAAGAUUAGGGAAGACCCUGUUUUCCGUAGAGAAGGUGCCAAAAUUCAUGUAGAUGCUGUUUUGAGUGUCACUCAGGCAAUGUUGGGAGGAACCAUUCAGGUCCCAACUCUCACCGGAGAUGUUGUACUUAAGGUCCGCCCUGGAACCCAACCUGGGCAGAAGGUGGUUCUGAAGAACAAAGGGAUUAAAACAAGAAACUCAUAUAAAUUUGGUGAUCAGUAUGUGCACUACAAUGUCAACAUUCCAACGAAUCUUAACCAGAGACAACGUGAAUUGAUCGAAGAGUUUGCCAAAGAAGAGCAAGAAGAAUAUGAUAAGUGUGCUGCUGCUGGAGCAUCCAGAUGAAAGACCUCUCCCCUCAGUCAAAUUCUUUGUUGUCAAUUUAGUCCUGUUAUGUGGGACAAAAAUUAGGAAUAGUUGGAAAAGCAAAUUAGCUUUCUGAGUAAUCCCGCCUGCUUUGGAAGUUUUGUAGGAGUCGGAUUUGACCUCUUUUUUAUGUAUAACGUAUGUAAUUAUAUUUAUUUAUUCCAAAAAAAUCACAAAUAAUAGUCUAUCA